AUGUCUGAUCCUGACACCCUAACGAACGGCGCGACGCCGCCGCCGCCGCCGAGCGAGAGGAACACCGCCGCUGUCGAGAACGGCGCCAAAUCCGGCGGCUUCAUCCCACUAGUCUCGGUCGUCGACUUCCACCAUGCUCGCGGGCCCGAGGUGGAGAAGUGGUUUGGCGUAGACGAGGGCUCUGACCCGGCCGCCGAGUACGACUGGGCCUUGUUGCCGUUCAUGGCGCUGAGUGAUGGUGCCCAUGCGGCGACAGAAGACUUCUCUUACUUCACCCUCCUGCGUCCUGCGACGAGCGAUGCGCCCGCGACAUCGCUCUUCGGGAUAUCGUGCACGAGACAGAUGGACGCUUCGCAGCUGCUCGUGAGGCCCGCCGAGGUAACCCGGUCGACUGUCCAAAAGGCCGUGGUCAUCAUUGCCGACAGCCCGCAGUACUUUGGCGUGCUUAGGGAGCGCCUAAGUGUUGUGACCAGGGCCUGGUUUGCCCAGCGCGAGUUCACCGACACGGAGAUCCUGCGGCGCUUCCAAGAGAGUCUGGCAGACGAGAAAGAGCGCGGCUUGCUGAACGACGACGAAGACAGAGACCGGUACCUGGGCAUGAGCCUCAGGGAGCUCGUGCGCGAGUUCAAAUGGCAGACGCUCGUCCUGCUCAAAUCCUGCUUGUUACAACCCAAGCAGAUGCUUUUCUUUGGCUCGCGGUGCGAGCGCCUGUGCAUGAUGCAGUUUUCUCUAAUAUCUUUAAUACCCGGUCUCCUUCGGAACCUCCAAGACUCUGCCGGCCCAGAACUAAGCAAUUACGAAAAGAAACUCGCCAAGCCGACAAGCUUGAGAACCAGCGAUCGGAAUUCCCUGCUGUCUUACAUGGGCUUGCCACUGCAGAUAUUCGGAAAGGGAAGUUUGUUUGGUCCAUAUACACCGCUUCAGCAAUUAGAUGUACUGGCAGACUUUGGCACCAAGUCGUAUAUCGUAGGCAGCACGAACUCGCUUCUGCUGCAGCAAAAGGACCGGUACAGCGAUAUCCUAAUUAACCUCGACGAAGACUCCAUCAACAUCACAUCGACAUCACUCAAGGCUGCCCUGCAGCUGUCUGUCUCGGACCGUCGUUGGAUAGACUUUAUCACGCAAAACGUCAACGAGACCUGGGAUGAGGCAAACCCUGGCCGGACAAAGACCAUGGGCUACGUCGGCAGCGAAGAGUUUAUCCGCCUUCAGUUUGAGGAGUAUCUCCUCUCGCUCAUCUCGUCGGUGAAGUACCAUAACUUCAUGCUCAAGCACGCCAAUAAUCCCAAGAUGCUGCUGCCACACAUUGAAGGUGACCCGUCUCUCGAUUUCUCUCCAGAGUUUGUCGAGGCGUGGUCGCGGACUGAGAACUACCGCAUCUGGGACAGCCACACAGACUCUCACCUCUUCGAUAUUGUAGACCCAAAACACCCUUGCGCCGGCGGUCUAACCAUUGACGAUGUCCAGCGCCGUAUCGCCCAGCAGGUCCAAGACCUGCACCUCGACGAGCGCUUCGCCCAGGGCCGCGAAGUUCUUGGGCGCAAUCUGGCUGCAGGCCGCGAAAAGGCCAGCACAAUGUUUAACAAGCUCUAUGCCGACAUGGAAGCGCUCCGCGAGGCACAGAGGAAGCGCGCCGAAGAGGCUAGGCUGCAAGCCGACUCAGGUGGGCAGGCCGACAAGAACGGAGGAGUAGCCGCUGCCGUCGACCUUGCCAAAGCCCAACAGACGAUGCAGGCCGUCGGGGUAAAAGCCGGCGCAUUUGUGAAUAGCUGGGCCGCCUGGGCCGGGGAGAAGCGCAAGGCGGCCGGCUGGGGCCGGUCUUCGGGCAACAGUGACAACCACGUUGCAUCCGGGGCCGGGGCCGCAGCCGCCGCCGGAAGUGGGGGAGGCGGAAGCGGGGGGAGCUGGGCGUCUGGAUGGGUCAAGGGAAGCAAGAACCGUGCAUCACAGGCAUCCCAGGCGAGCGGAUCUGACGCGCUCUUGGAAAAGGACGUGGCGGCGGGUAGCAAUCGUCUCCCGCACAUAUCAACAUCCUCCACCGUAACGAGGCGAUCGGACGACACGGGUAGGUCCGAAGAGCGGGCGCUGAACCGAGGCUCCAUCAGCGGCGAAUCCAUCCUCGACGACGUAUCCGAGAGCGGCUUGUCAUCGUACCCUGCGUCGCCGCAAACAAGGCGACCGCCCUCGGGAGGCGCCAGCGCUCCUGCCAUUGACAGCAUAUUAUCUGCGAGAGGGGACAAGAGGGGGUCGCAAAACGGAACAGCACCUCCGGUCACCGUAUUUUCCUCCCCACCAGGAGCGAAGAGCAGCAGUAACAGCGAUAAUGCCGUAGCAUCGAGCCGGGCCCCACACGAGAGGGGCGCGAAAGGCGCGGAGGCGGAGGCGGAGGCGGACGAGACGGAGAUGGAGCCGUUACCACCGACUCCAUCACCUGCAGCAGCGGCUGCGGCCGAGGCGGCCGAGGUGCAGACCAUGUGA
This is a messenger RNA of Lasiosphaeria miniovina, 2478 nucleotides long. Its product is annotated as transport protein Avl9-domain-containing protein. The transcript is spliced from 5 exons. Gene Ontology annotation, cellular component: cytoplasm. NCBI's taxonomy places the organism in Eukaryota, Fungi, Ascomycota, Sordariomycetes, Sordariales, Lasiosphaeriaceae. Bases 1 to 2478 code for a protein of 825 amino acids. The record is from RefSeq and is a predicted model, not a curated record.